UCGUUCACCGGGUUUGGUUGCCAGCAGCCAAGAUAAGUAAGCUCGGGACCAACAUGAAGAUAUUCAUUGUGCUAUCUGUGGGAUUGGCCGUGGCAAUUGGAGCGGCCAUCGAAAAACCCCAAAGGGAAGUGGAUGUCGGUGCUGACCAGGACUCUAAAGUUGUACAAAAACGUGGACUUAGCGACUAUGCCUCCGGCUAUGAGUAUCAUCCGGAAUUUUUGAGUGGUUUCAAACCAUCGUUCGCAUAUGAUGCUUCUUGGAAUGUAGAUAAUUCGGAUUACCUCGAACAUACAUUGCAUGACUGGAAAUCUGACAAACACACUGUCGAAAAACAUACAAUCAUCGAAAAGCGAGUUCCCGUUCACAUCGAUCGUCCUGUCCCAUACCGUGUUGAGGUUGAACGAAAAGUGCCAGUCUACAUCGAGAAAAAGGUGCCAGUGCAUGUAGACCGACCGGUGCCAUAUCCAGUCAAAGUUCCAUAUCCUGUUGAAGUCGAGCGAAAGGUUCCCGUGUACGUAGAGAAGAAGGUUCACAUUGAUCGUCCAGUCCCAUACCGUGUCGAAGUGGAGAAGAAAGUUCCGGUCGUUGUUGAGAAGAAAGUUCACGUUCAUGUCGAUCGGUAUGUUCCGGUCCCAGUGGAAGUCAAGGUUCCAGUAGUCCACAAGGUGGAAGUUGAAGUUCCGAAGCCAUACACUGUCCAGAUCCCGAAACCAUUUCCGGUGUACAUCGAGAAGGAAGUCAUCAAACACGUUGAUCGUCCAGUGCCAGUUGAAGUUGUGAAGAAGGUUCCUGUGCCUGUGGUGCACAAGGUUGAGGUUCCGAAACCAUACGUUGUUUAUGUCGAAAAUGGAAAACACCAUGACCAUCAUGAGCAAUAUAAGUCUACUGAAUCGGCUCAUAACGAUAACGACGAGAUCCAGCACCAGCAUAACGCUCAACAUUUAGUGCAACUCCAAAAAGAAAACGAAUAUGAGCAACACCAGGGUGUGGAGCACGCAGAUGACCAUUGUGAUGAUCAUCACCAUGAAGAACAACAUCACCACAUCCCGUCUCACCACAAGCGGGAGUCUGAACCUACUGAAGUGUAACAGCUUAAACCGAAUUAGUUAUUUUGUUGAUUAGUAAAGUAAAGAAAUUAUUUGUUAUUGUGUUCUCUAGUCUUGCUGUGCACUGGAUCGAUGAAGUGUU
Messenger RNA from Toxorhynchites rutilus septentrionalis, 1188 nucleotides. RefSeq names its product titin-like. The transcript has 2 exons. Bases 54 to 1088 code for a protein of 344 amino acids. The record is from RefSeq and is a predicted model, not a curated record. NCBI's taxonomy places the organism in Eukaryota, Metazoa, Arthropoda, Insecta, Diptera, Culicidae.